CUACAGCUGAUACUGAUACUCUUUGUCUGUACUUCAAAUAAACCUUGCAAUCAAGCUGUAAAGGUUAUCUUAGUGAUAGCUUCUCAAAUAUUGUUUCUUCAUACUGCAGUAGUUGUUAGCCGAGACUAAUUUCCAGUUGUUUUUUGAACGAAAGGAAAAUGCGUAAGCUCGUGUUGGUACUGUGGAUAAUAAACGGCAUAUGGGCACAAUGCGUUGUUAACGAAGACAACGAGAUGGAAUGUUCAAAGGCAAUCGACACCAUACAAGUUCCCUCUGGAGACUUAAGGGCAGUGACUGUGGUAACCAUCACAAAUAGUAAGUUUAAAUCUUUAAACAAAGAAGUUCUCAAACCGUUAACGUCGAUGGAAUACGUUUACUUUAUCGGAAACAACAUAGGAGAUAUAGAGCCAGAUACAUUUUCGGAAUUUACACAGAUAAAGGAACUACUAUUUACUCAAAACACGAUUAGUCGAAUAGAUUUUGGUGGUGAAUUAAAAACUGUAGAUCUGUUCAUCUUUGAAGACAACAUUAUUACCAACAAGGCAACUCUGGUUGGCAAGAAACUACGAAAUGUAAAGCGGUUACAUUUGGGCAACAACGAUAUGAAAAAGUUAGAUUGGAUGCAAGGAGAUUUCGCCAGGCUGAUCGUUUUGAACGUCCCUAAUAAUCGUUUACGAACCUUGCCCUCCGAUUUCAGUUCCCGCGUAAAACUACUGCAGUAUUUGGAUUUGCAAGACAAUCUCUUCACAUCAAUAGACAAUACCAUGUUUAAAGGACUUUAUAAUUUGAUUGAUUUACGACUGGCCAAUAACAAUAUAUCUCACAUCGCAGAUUUCGCAUUUGCCGAUUUAUCCAAUUUAAUUUCUUUAACUUUGCGCAAUAACAGCAUCACAUCCAUAACCAAAGACACCUUCAAAGGACUGCACAGUUUGGAGAGCCUAAGCCUAACUGAAAAUAGACUCGACGAUAUCUCGAAAGAUGCUUUCCAGAACGUGCCCGCCAUUAAGGAGCUUCACCUCCACGAAAACACGAUUACAUCAUUAGAGGUGGGAACAUUUAGAAAUCUUAACAAAUUAGUCGGUCUUGAUAUUAGCAACAACUACAACACCGAAUGGAAACCGGGCAUGUUUAAAAAUUUACAGAACAUAAUCCGGAUCAAAUUAAGAAGAAACGACGUAGAGGAAAUAAAAACCGGAACCUUCGUCAAUUUGCCAGCUUUAGAACUAAUUGACAUCGCCUACAAUCAAAUAAAAACAAUACAAGACGACGCAUUUGACACAAUUACUUAUUUAAAGGAGCUAAAUUUAAUGCAUAAUGAGAUCAGCGUAUGGAACCCGAAGGCAUUUAAAAAUGUAGAAAAGAUCGGCAAAAUCAAUUUAGAAGGAAAUCAGGUAAAAAUACUACAAUCACAAGCAUUUCAUAAUCUAAAUAUAAAAUCUAUCGAUUUCAAAGAUAAUUUAAUCACGAGAAUUGAGGUUGAUGGUUUUGAAGGAUUAGACUCCUUGGAAUAUUUGGGAUUAUCGGGAAACAAUAUAGAAGAACUUUCACAGGAUACAUUUCGCCAUUUAAUACAUUUAAAGUGUAUUGACUUUAUAAACAAUAAAGUGCAAAGAACCGACCUGUUAGAACAACUACCGAAAGUGCAAUUUGUUUUCACUGAAAGUAAUGAAAAAACGUGUCUCAGCGAAGCCAGUCCAUAAAACAAGUAACUAAGUCAAUUGACCCGCCUAUCAGUACAAAACUUGUAAUGUAAAAAUAAAAUUGACGAUGUGGA
This is a messenger RNA of Photinus pyralis (common eastern firefly), 1774 nucleotides long. Its product is annotated as leucine-rich repeat-containing G-protein coupled receptor 4-like. Lineage: Eukaryota; Metazoa; Arthropoda; Insecta; Coleoptera; Lampyridae. The transcript has 2 exons. The record is from RefSeq and is a predicted model, not a curated record. Gene Ontology annotation, molecular function: protein binding. Gene Ontology annotation, cellular component: plasma membrane. Bases 159 to 1700 code for a protein of 513 amino acids.